Odocoileus virginianus texanus is the source of this 1535-nucleotide messenger RNA. RefSeq names its product derlin 3 (gene DERL3). The record is from RefSeq and is a predicted model, not a curated record. NCBI's taxonomy places the organism in Eukaryota, Metazoa, Chordata, Mammalia, Artiodactyla, Cervidae. Gene Ontology annotation, molecular function: misfolded protein binding; ubiquitin-specific protease binding. Gene Ontology annotation, cellular component: endoplasmic reticulum membrane; Hrd1p ubiquitin ligase ERAD-L complex. Gene Ontology annotation, biological process: endoplasmic reticulum unfolded protein response.
GGCGGGUUAAGAGAGCUCGGCAGCGGGACCAAGAGUGCCUGGGAAGCGUCCAUGGCGUGGCAGGGGCUGGCGACCGAGUUCCUGCAGGUGCCGGCGGUGACGCGGACCUACACCGCGGCCUGCAUCCUCACCACUGCCGCCGUGCAGCUGGAACUCCUCAGUCCCUUCCAGCUCUACUUCAACCCGCACCUCGUGUUCCGGAAGUUCCAGGUCUGGAGGCUCAUCACCAACUUCCUCUUCUUCGGGCCCCUGGGAUUCAGCUUCUUCUUCAACAUGCUCUUCGUGUUCCGCUACUGCCGCAUGCUGGAGGAGGGUUCCUUCCGCGGCCGCACGGCCGACUUCGUCUUCAUGUUUCUCUUCGGGGGCCUCCUGAUGACUCUGCUGGGGCUCCUGGGUAGCCUCUUCUUCCUGGGCCAGGCCCUCACGGCCAUGCUGGUGUACGUGUGGAGCCGCCGCAGCCCUGGGGUGAGGGUCAACUUCUUCGGCCUCCUCACUUUCCAGGCGCCCUUCCUGCCCUGGGCGCUCAUGGGCUUCUCAAUGCUGCUGGGCAAUUCCAUCCUGGUGGACUUACUGGGGAUCGCAGUGGGCCACGUUUACUACUUCCUGGAGGACGUCUUCCCCAACCAGCCUGGAGGCAAGAGGCUGCUGCUGACCCCCAGCUUCCUGAAGCUGCUACUGGAUGCCCCAGAGGAGGACCCCAAUUACCGGCCCCUCCCCGAGGAGCAGCCAGGACCCCUGCAGCAGUGAGGAUGACCUCACCCAGGGCCGGGUCCACCCCCACCCCAACCCUGGCCUGCAACUCAGCUCCCUGUCCUGGAGGCUGGGCCCGGGCCUAGGGCUCCUGCCCUGAAUAAACAAGUGACCUGCAGCCUGUUGCCCACAGCACUGGCUCUCCUGCUGCGGCCAGCCUCUCCAUGCGGGGCAGGUGCUGCUGGCCGAGAGCCAGGGCCAAGCCUGACCUGCUCUCCGACCCAGCACAGGUGGCACGGCCGGAGGCCCAGAGAGGGUCCAGAACCUGCCCAGUGACCAGCACAGCUCUGAGCUCAGAGGGCAGCCCUGCCCUCUGUGAGGUUCUCAUCCUCACACUGUCUGCCUUAAUUCAGCUUCCAGUGAUGGGGGGGGGGCAGCGGUGUCAAUCUCGGGGGCGGGGCCGGGGCCGGGAUGCUGGGUCGUGGGAGCCCUCCAUUGACACCUCCUUAGGGCCCUCCUGUCCCAAACUAGCAACCCCCAAGGGGACCUCUACCUCAUUUCCCAGCCAGGCCGCUGAAGGAUGGGCCAGGUGCAGAAGAGGGCCAGGCCCUUUCUGUGACCCUGAAGCCUCAAGUGUCACGUUUGCAGAGUCCAGUGGCUGAGGCAGAGGCCUCUGGGGAGCUACGCCCCUGCCAUCUGCAGCGGAGGCCCACGGGAGCCUCACCUGGCCCCUGGCUCAUGGGCAUCAGAGGACCAGUCCACACGGUGGUUUAUUCCUGGGUCCGAAGCAGCACCAGCCACCGCCGGCUGUCACGUUCACACAUGAUAAAAGUACUUGCUAUGGA